GCGGCAUGACGUCGCCUAUGGUGGCACACAUUAGCAACCGGAGUGGCAGCGGACAUAGGAGAGGGGUUCCCCUGGAUUUUCUAUGUUUGUUUUGUUUUUUUUUUUUUUUUUUUUUUUGGGGGGGGAUACCAAGAAACCAGGAAAAUAGCAGUAUCAAACCCCCUCCCCCGGGAGCUACGGGGGGAACUCUGUGUCGAGCACCCGCUAAACUCCGUUGAGAGCAGCCAUGUCAGAAGAGGCGGUGCGUCAAACACGCAGCCAGAAGAGGGCAAUGGAGAGGGACAGCACGGUAGACAUGGACUCCAAACGGGUCAAGGUGGAGAAGGGGGACCCUGACAGAAGCCCCUUGGACCUGGACGGGGCCGAAGCGGAGGAGGUCAAGCUGAAGAGCGAACAGUCAGCAAAACUGGCGGCCAGCAUUCUCAAGACUGGGGAGGUGAAGGCCACUAUCAAGGUGGAGGUGCAGACGAGGGACGAGCCUGUUGACAUGAGCACAUCCAAAAGUGAAAUCAAGAGAGAGUGCCAGCCGCCAUCACCGGAUGACGUGAUCGUGCUAUCAGACAACGAACCAUCCAGUCCUCUCAUGAACGGCCACUGCUUUACAAAGACGGACACAGAAAAACUUAUGAGGAGUUCUCCCGAGGAGCGGGAGCAAAUCAUCAAACAGCUCAAAGAAGAGCUAAGACUCCAAGAAGCCAAGUUGGUGCUGCUCAAGAAGCUACGACAGAGCCAGAUCCAAAAGGAGAGCACAGCUCAGAAGGCAUCUGGUUCUGUGGCGACUCCCCCUCCUCUGGUGCGAGGUAGCAUUACAUCAAGCAAAGGACCCCUUCAGGUAAUGGGUCGCAGCUCAGGGACGGUGAUCCCUCCACCUCUGGUGCGGGGAGGUCAGCACGUUCCGUCCAAACACAGCUCCCAGACGGCCAUGCCCCCACUAGUCAGAGGAGCUCAGCCUGUUACUGUGACUCCCCAGCAGAUCGCCAGCCUACGUCAGCAACAGCAGCAGCACGGAGGCUCGGGCCCUCCUCCGCUGCUGCUGGCUCCCAGGGCCUCUGUGCCAAAUGUCCAGGUCCAGGGACAGAGGAUCAUUCAGCAGGGCCUCAUUCGGGUAGCUAAUGUGGCCAACAGUAAUAUCUUGGUCAACAUCCCACAGGCGUCACCAACGGGCAUUAAGGGCUCUUCAGCGUCACCAAACUCUGGCAUCAACGACUCGCCUGCCAGCCGCCAGGCCGCCGCCAAGCUCGCACUUCGCAAGCAGCUGGAGAAGACGCUGCUGGAAAUCCCGCCGCCCAAACCUCCUGCCCCCGAGUUCAACUUCUUGCCUUCAGCUGCCAAUAACGAGUUCAUCUACUUGUUGGGGUUGGAGGAAGUGGUGCAAAAACUCCUUGACAUGCUUGGUCGAGGCAAUCUAGGCCCUGCAGCCGGCAUGUCUAGCUCAAUUCCCAAAGACCCGUACACAUGCACCCAGUGUAAAACUGAUUUCACCUCUCGCUGGAGGAAGGAGAAGGCCGGGACCAUCCUGUGUAACCAGUGCAUGUCAUCCAAUCAGAAGAAGGCACUCAAGGCCGAGCACACCAGCCGGCUUAAGGCGGCUUUUGUCAAGGCGCUGCAGCAGGAGCAGGAGAUUGAACAGCGCAUCCUCCAGCAGGCCACCACUUCCUCCGCCACGCCCAUCUCCAAAACCACCUCUUCCUCUCCGUCGAUGUCCAAAAGUGAGGUGCUUGUGUCUCACCAGUACAAGCAGGUCAGGGCCGCCAUGCCGCACAGAUCGGUGACAGGCCAUCAUUCUGCCAUUAAGCAGCUGCAGAGUGCCGUGACAGCGGCAGCGUUGAGCAGCAGGCCAGCUAAGCAGGGGGUGCCACGUCCGCUGCAGCAAGGGGUGAAAGUCAGCGCUGGUGGGAGCAACAGUAAUCAGGGCAAUGUGACUGCCUGGAGGAAGAGCAGCAGCAAUGCAGGCGUGACUAUGGCCUACGUGAACCCCAGCCUGUCCGCCCACAAAACCACCUCCUCGGUUGAGCGCCAGCGGGAGUACCUGCUGGACAUGAUCCCUUCCCGCUCCAUCUCCCAGGCGGCCAACACAUGGAAAUAAUACCGUCGCAACUCCCCCGCCCUCCCCGUUCCUCCUCUCACCCCCCCCCCCCCGCCCCUUGUAAUAUCUAUGAUAGCCAUUAUGCUACCACCCAUCUAUAACGUUGUCAUUCUAAUCCUUUCGAUGAACUUGAUGCAGGGGGGUAGAUCUGCCCCCUGUUUUGGUUGUCUUGAAAUGGAGAUGAUCCUUCGUUUCUGCAACGAGAGCCUAUUCCCCAAGUUUGGGAUACAAGGAUUGUGUCCAGUACAGUUUUUUUUUUUUUUUUUUUUUAAAGGUGGUUUGGGUUCAACCUUCCUUUCGGUCGACCACCUUACAGUGGGAGUCACCACAAAAUUCCUCUGCCUAUGGAUUAGACAGAGUAAAGAUAUUAAGAUUAUUAAUUAUUAUUAGACACCACAGAAUACGCGCCUUACGCCCUUCUUCGGUUGGUCCGGCGCGGUGUCUGGACUUAAGAUCUCGUCACGCAAGACUGUUUGAUCUUCGAGGACUAUCGGAGAAAUGACUUCUGCUUUGCAAAAAAUGAGUAAGAAAGGAGGAAAAAAAAAUGCAAAAGACUGUAAAACUGCACACAGACUGCCUCUUCUUCCCCAACCUCCAGCGUUGUACAACAGAGAAGCCGACGUGUCGGAUUCUUUUGUAUUUGCUGAAUGCUAGAUUCUCGUCUGUUUUAUUUUUAUUUUUUGUUUAAAUAUUAUGCUCCCUCCGACGCUUUGGAAGUUGCCUCAUGCCGAGGUUGAAAUUAUACAGGCUCAUGUUACUGUCGAAGGUGGUUUUACAUCUGCGGUUUCCACGUUGUAGUUGACUUUUAAAGACUUAGAAAAAGAAUAAAGAUAAAAAAGGUUUUACUGAAUAUUGUAAAAUUAUGGAGCCCAAUGUGUCGUUUUGAAGACUAUUGUUGAGAGACAACAGAAACUUCCAAAGAACUAGUGGAGCCCAAAUGAUAUCCCUUCUGCUGGAAUGUUUUGGAGUUGAUUUGAAGCCUCUCUUGAGCAAACAUGAUGUCAUGCUACAACUGGAGGUAUGUCAGGAUUGUCAUAUUUGCAACAUUCUUUUUUUUUUUCCCUGCUUUUAGUCAUUUAGGUUGUGGUGCAUUUUUUUUUUCUAGACACAAUUGUCUCUGGGUUUAUUUAUAGGGUCACGCUAUUAGUAAUAAGGCGUGUGAAUGGUUGACCCCCCCCCCCCGGUCCGUGUCAUUAUGCGUCUGUAAAGAAGAAGCUGGAUAGUUUUCAGAAUGUAGCGAUGGAUACAACAGCCGCUAGGAAGUCUUCUAAUGUGACGUUUCUUCACGUAGGCUCUGCUGCAUUUUGGGUCAGGAUAAGACGGGGAAGCUCAUACUUCCAACAGGAAGUGCUGGGUGUUUCGGACCUUAACAACCGCGCGAUGUCGCCAACUCUUUGCUCAAUUACGGUCGGUUGUGCGUCCGAGGGUCCGCUGUCGGAUCAGAUCGACACCAUUGGAUCGACACCUUCUUGAGUCCACAGCAGGGGAAAUUGGACAAAUACUUAAGAUCGGCUCUUAAAAAAAAAAAAAAAAAAAAAAAAAACACGCACGCACCAACAUUUAUAAUAAACAUUUUGUUGGAUAAGUGGCACGACAUUUCUGAGGUCCCCGGUUCAAUCCCUCACCCGCCUGUGUGGAGUUUGCAUGUUCUCCCCGUGCCUGUGUGGGUUUCCUCCGGGCACUCCAGUUUCCUCCCACAUUCCAAAAACAUGCAACAUUAAUUGGACACUCUAAAUUGCCCCUCGGUGCGAUUGUGAGUGGGUCUUUUUGUCUCAAUGUCCCCUGCGAUUGGCUGGCAACCAGUUCAGGGUGUCCCCCGCCUCCUGCCCGUUGACAACUGGGGUAGGCUCCAGCACUCCUCGCGACCCUCGUGAGGAUAAGCGCUGAAGAAAACUGAUGGAUGGAUUUUGUUGGAUAGUAUUUUGGCAGCACGUCUUGUUUUGCCUUUGACAUUCGGCUUUGGUCUUCCUGUUUGGAGUUUGCAUGUUCUCCCCGCGCUUGUGUGGGUUUACUUUGGGCAUUUCCUCCCAAUGUCGAAAAAUUGUUAGGGCCGUUGAAGACUAAAUUGUCCAUAUGUUUGAACGUGUGACUGGUUAUUUGUGUUCCCUGUGAUCGGAGGCCAACCGAUUCAGCGUGUUACCCCGCCUCUCGCCCCAAUCAUUUGGGAUAUGCGCCAGCUAACUCGUGACCCAGAUGAGAACAAGCGAUGUAGAAAACGAAUGGAAAGAUACCCGAGUUGUCCCUUGAUGGGGGGGGGGGGGGGUGUCAUCACCUCCAAUCUACGUGGGAAACAACCCAAGUAGUUUCUCCACUUCUGACAAGUUUAAAAAAAAAAAAAAUGCAGCGGCAGCCCACAUCUUACGGACGCAAACGACGAAUCCAUCAAAGUGUUACAACCCCCCCGCCACAGUUUGAAAUAUAUACCAUUCCGUUUGUUUUAGGGGGAAAGAUAUGGCCAAACCCACACUGCAAAUAAAGUAAUGUAUGAGGAGAUAUUUGUUUUUUUUUUUUUUGUUGUUUUGCGGUGGAUUUCUUGACCCCCGGCUCUGUUAAAUAACAAU
Syngnathoides biaculeatus (alligator pipefish) is the source of this 4647-nucleotide messenger RNA. It is a transcript of the gene gatad2ab, whose product is annotated as GATA zinc finger domain containing 2Ab. NCBI's taxonomy places the organism in Eukaryota, Metazoa, Chordata, Actinopteri, Syngnathiformes, Syngnathidae. The transcript has 11 exons. The record is from RefSeq and is a predicted model, not a curated record. The coding region runs from base 227 to 2086 and encodes 619 amino acids. Gene Ontology annotation, biological process: negative regulation of transcription by RNA polymerase II. Gene Ontology annotation, molecular function: sequence-specific DNA binding; zinc ion binding. Gene Ontology annotation, cellular component: NuRD complex.